Anopheles cruzii is the source of this 3950-nucleotide messenger RNA. It is a transcript of the gene trc, whose product is annotated as serine/threonine-protein kinase tricornered. Gene Ontology annotation, molecular function: ATP binding; protein serine/threonine kinase activity. The coding region runs from base 374 to 1750 and encodes 458 amino acids. The record is from RefSeq and is a predicted model, not a curated record. Gene Ontology annotation, biological process: peptidyl-serine phosphorylation; intracellular signal transduction. The transcript is spliced from 5 exons. Lineage: Eukaryota; Metazoa; Arthropoda; Insecta; Diptera; Culicidae.
GGUUGUACGUAAAUACUUUUCUCCUUCAGAACCAGAGCGAAUUAGAGUCGCGCUAUCCCGUUAGGGCAGUGGUGAGCUGUUUGUGCUGGGCCUUCUGGUGCUGCUCGUGCUGCCGUUGCCUCUGCCUGCCUGCCUACCAGCCAGCUAAUCAGCCAGCCAGCCAGUCGGCCAGAUAAUCAGCCUUCGUCAGCAUUACAUUACUAUUGUGCCAGUUUCGAAGAGUUUUGCGUGAAAUCGUGAGAAUUGCUCGAAUCCACUCGCAUCCAGAACCUAACAGGUCCGAAGGGUGGCACGGAACAGUUUUACGGGCCGGCCGGAAGGCGCAGAAGAAGGAGGCGUGACGGCGCACGGUGUGGCCACGGCAAUCGCAGCGAUGACGGCGACCGACAACACGGUCCGCUUUAGCGAUCACACGCUCGACAAGGCGACCAAGGCGAAGGUGACGCUCGAGAACUACUACAGCAACCUGAUCACACAGCAUGGCGAGCGCAAGCAGCGGCAGGCGAAGCUGGAAGCGUCACUGAAGGACGAAACGUUGUCUGAGUCGCAGCGGCAAGAGAAGCGCCAGCAGCACGCGCAAAAGGAGACGGAAUUUUUGCGCCUCAAACGAUCGCGGCUCGGCGUGGAAGACUUUGAGGCACUGAAAGUGAUUGGCCGCGGUGCGUUCGGUGAGGUGCGGUUGGUGCAAAAGAAGGACACGGGCCAUGUGUACGCGAUGAAGGUGCUCCGGAAGGCCGACAUGCUGGAGAAGGAGCAGGUGGCACACGUGCGGGCCGAACGGGACGUUCUCGUGGAGGCCGACCAUCAGUGGGUCGUGAAGAUGUACUACAGUUUUCAGGAUUCGGUCAAUCUUUACCUGAUUAUGGAAUUCCUUCCUGGCGGUGACAUGAUGACGCUGCUGAUGAAGAAGGACACCCUGUCGGAGGAGUGCACACAGUUCUACAUCGUCGAGACGGCACUGGCGAUCGAUUCGAUUCAUCGGCUGGGUUUCAUACAUCGGGACAUCAAGCCCGAUAACCUGCUGCUCGACGCACGCGGCCACCUAAAGCUGUCCGAUUUUGGGCUGUGCACGGGCCUGAAGAAAUCGCACCGCACUGACUUCUACCGCGAUUUGUCGCAGGCAAAACCGUCCGACUUUAUUGGUACAUGCGCCAGCCCGAUGGAUUCGAAGAGGCGAGCGGAAAGCUGGAAGCGGAACCGGCGGGCACUGGCGUACAGUACGGUCGGUACGCCCGACUACAUAGCGCCGGAAGUGUUCCUGCAGACGGGAUACGGGCCGGCCUGCGACUGGUGGUCGCUCGGUGUGAUCAUGUACGAGAUGCUGAUGGGCUACCCGCCGUUCUGUUCGGACAACCCGCAGGACACGUACCGGAAGGUGAUGAAUUGGCGUGAAACGCUCAUCUUUCCCCCGGAAACGCCCAUCUCGGAGGAAGCCCGUGAUACGAUAGUCAAGUUUUGCUGCGAAGCUGAACGACGACUCGGUUCGCAGCGUGGAAUUGAGGACCUGAAGCUGGUGCAAUUCUUCCGCGGUGUCGACUGGGAGCACACACGAGAGCGACCUGCGGCGAUCCCGGUCGAGGUGCGCUCGAUUGAUGACACCUCGAACUUUGACGACUUUCCGGACGUUGCGCUCGAGAUUCCCGCCCAUCCACAGCCGGAAGGCGAGGUGCUCAAGGAUUGGGUGUUUAUCAACUACACCUUCCGGCGUUUCGAAAGUCUCACGCAGCGUGGAACGCCAACGAAAAAGUGAACCAUCGCAGCGAAAGCGUGCAAGAGGAGGCAGCGGCAAGUACGUGAUCAAAAUGGGGCAUCAUCAUCAUCGGAAUGGAAGCGGAGAAGGAAAGGACGUCCGGAUCGUUAGGCGCGUAUGCUUUAAUUGCUGGGGGUUAACGAAGGGUUUCAUUCUUGUGGAAUGAUGCGAUGCGGUUAAAGCGUACGAUCGAGCCACACACAUACACACCCGACUGCAAAUUGAAGAAUAUGGCAACUUAAAGAGAAUUCUAUACUGAACAAAACAAAAAAAAAGCAAAAGGCUAAGGCCCCUUACGUUCGUUAUUACGCACUGUUCGAUGGAAACAGCUCCGGCGCUGUGACGAGUGCAAUAACGGUUUGGCAACAAAUAUCACUCCAAGAAGGACUAAAUCAUACGAAAUAGGUAAACUACAUUGAACAUGCGGGAACACGGGGUGGAAUGUUGUGUGGCGAGGUUGUGGCCCGAAGAGACGAUGUUAAACAAGUUAAAAUAAGAAACGGAACACAUAGCAAACGGUGGAGAAAAAUUAGAUUGUGGUCGCAGUAGGCGGACCACCACCACCAUGGAAACCUCAGAACAAAAUCGUAUCGCGGUCGCGGUGAUGAAGCAGAUGAAACAGUUGUCCUUCUUUUCGUUUUUAAAGCUCUUUAGUUAAUUUUUAAUUCAUUAUUUUACGCGCACUAACGCUUCCAUCAAAACUCAAAACUAGGUUUUUAAUUUUUUAUAGAUAAAGUGAGCAACUAUUUGUUCUUCCUCGUCGUGUACCAAGUACUCUUCUCUGCGUUAGUGUGUUGUUAGUGUACCGUAAGAAUAGUCGUGUAUCCUUAGCAGUACGAAAAUCCAAAGCUUGCUGUGUGCGUCUAAUUUUUUCCAGGCUGCUUCGUCGUCUCGAUAGAAAGAUCUCCAGCCGACCGUCCAACGACAAGGAAAGAAAAAUAGAAAGAGAGCGAGGGAGAGAGAUAUAUACAGAGAGAGAGAGAGAGAGAGAGAAGCAUGAAAAGGGUGAAGAAACCGAUCAAACGCGUUUGAGAAACGGUUUCCUGCGGAUUUAGGUGAAAAUAGGGAAGCAUCAAUUUCUGUUUCUAAUUGUUAAGCCUUCUUUGUUAAGUUAUUAUUGUUUUAGGUGAAUUUGCGAAAACUGCCCACACUAACACAACAUUCACAAUUGCGCCUUCGGAUCAUUGAUGUCCUCACUUUGAGUCCCCGCCGCCCGCCGAUAUAUGAACCCUGUUUGUCCAGCCAGAUCGAUGGUGUAUUGUGUGAAAAUUGAAGAAGCGACGGAUUCGUCCAUCGUACGUUCCGUUCUCCGUUCUUGCCUGUGGUCCGUUACUCCUCGCGCCUUUCGGUGGCGUCACGCUUCGGAAUCGCGCCGACACCGGAGAUGACGAUAAAGAUGAGAGCCGAUAGUAUUAACUAGGAUAUCGUAAUGCGUAAUGUAUUGUAUUGUAUUGCAUUGUUUUCUUUUUAAAUUAAUUAAAAAUUAUUAUUCGUUCGUAAGGAAUGCUGUAGUAGUGCCCGGCAAGUGGGUUUCCCCGUUUUGCGAUUAUCUUACUCUACUUCUCCCUAUAAAAUUAAGCCACCAACAGCCACAAUCGUGUGGUAAUGGCCGCAGCCUUCGACCAGGGACGCUUGGAACAGGCUGGCUCUAUACUGUAAAUACUGGUACUAUUACCCAUGGCGCCUGUCACCCAGAACACUGUGCAUUGCCAUUACUAGUACGUGCGCGCCUUUGGCGCUCGUCUUGUGUUGUGUCUUGAUUUUUCUCGCCAGAUUAUGAACUAGACUUUCUGCUUAGUUGUAUUUCCUUAUUUCCCACACACUUCCCCCACAUGGUCGGCAAUAAAUCCAAACAAAUGCGCUUCAAACUUAUCACUUUUGCGUUCCUUUAUCACUUCGACCUGAUUACAAUAUGAGAAAUGUAAACAUCUAUUUGUUGUUUUUUAUUGAACCUUAAGCGUCACAUUACAGUGUUCCUUUAAUCCAGUUGCAUCAUUGUCUAAUCUGUCAAUACUCAAUACACUUCCCCCAGACACCUCCGUUCCCCCGUACAGUGUACGAUCAGCUGUUUCUCACUUUAUCGCUUGAUGCAGUGGUCUCAAACACGCGGCCCACGAAAUUGUUCGGUGCGGCCCGCGGUCACGUCCGCGGAGUACAUAAUUACGUUAUACCAGUCAGAAUAGUAAAGUCACAAAAAAAU